This is a messenger RNA of Phytophthora megakarya, 213 nucleotides long. Lineage: Eukaryota; Oomycota; Peronosporomycetes; Peronosporales; Peronosporaceae. The record is from the annotation of a GenBank genome assembly.
AUGACGGAUCGGGCUCGCGAAAUCUCAGCAUUUAUCACCCCGUUUGAACUAUUCGAAUGGAGUCGUAUGCCUUUUGGCCUGAAAAUGCCCCGCAGAUUUAUCAACGCGUCGCGACGCCGGAACUACAACGGCCGUGUUCCAGACAGGGAUCGCGGGUCAGUGUUGGGACGAAGAUCAUAUAUUGACGACAUCAUGAGCGCUGCAGAAUCGUAG